Dentiscutata heterogama is the source of this 645-nucleotide messenger RNA. The record is from the annotation of a GenBank genome assembly. Lineage: Eukaryota; Fungi; Glomeromycota; Glomeromycetes; Diversisporales; Gigasporaceae.
GCAAAAAAAGAUGUUAAGAAAAAAGGUAAAUUGCGAGAUACUCUGUCGAACAAAGAAAAGAAGCCAGCUACACGAGAAGGUCCAAAGAAAAAGGCAAAAUCGCCUGCGACGAUGAUUACGACUAACAAGGGUAAAUCGAAAGCAAUACAAGUAAAGAAGAAUACCACCAAAAAAGCUGAGGAAAAGAAGGCUCCACAAUAUCAGCCGAGUAUGGUCGAAAAGGCUGCUAACCUUUACCCAGACAAAUAUUGGAAAUUCCAUGCCGAAAGCAACACUGGAAUGUUAAAUUAUAUUAACGAAGAACAUCAACUAGAAUUGAUAAACGUGGAUGUGCGUGAUCAAGGGCCAAUCACUGGCAUGACACUUUCUCCCGAUGGUGCAAUGCUUGUGACGUUUUGUAAUGUAGGAUGUGCAAAAAUAUGGGAUACCGCCGACUUCAAAUUAAUUCAAAAAUUAAGAGACACAGAGGAAGUGAAUAUUGAUGAAUUCUUCGUUGGUAAAUUCAUUCCUGAUCACACUCGCAUGGCAAUUGGUGGUAAAUUGAAAGAUCGUCAUCAUUGGUCAAAAGAUGAUGAUGAUAAUCAUAUCCUACCGUGUCCUCUUAAGGUAUUCUAUGUUGGAAUACCUAAAACUAAAAUUAUUUAG